AAAAUAAUAAUAAUAAAAUAAGAGAUGGAAAUCCUACACACAUAACACUGGAAUAGAAAAGUCCAUUCAACUCGUGGGCCCAGUGAAAACGCACUGCUUUUGAAACGCCCCUCUUCGUCCACUCAGUCACACUUAUCAUAGACUCCCAAAUCCCUUCUCUCUCUCUAUCUGGCUCUCGUCUAAUCCCUAACACAAUCGCACUUGCGUGGGUUGCGUUCUCUCUUUUUUUCCAUGGCAGCUUCGUUGGCUUGCGUGACUGACACGGCUCGAGCCCUGAGCUGCCGGGACAGCAAGGCGGCAACCCAUCUGAAGCUAAUCUCUGUCAUCGUAAUCUUCUUUACUAGCGUUAUAGGCAUCUCUUCUCCGGUAUUCUUAGCUCGUUAUUUUCAUGGUAAGCCCCUUUACGAUAAGGCGAUUCUAGUGAUCAAAUGCUUUGCUGCCGGUGUAAUUUUGUCCACCUCUUUAGUACACGUCCUCCCUGAUGCUUACGAUGCCCUCUCUAAUUGCCACGUAGCCUCCAAGCAUCCCUGGAAGGACUUUCCUUUCGCUGGAUUGGUUACCUUGAUCGGUGCUUUACUUGCUUUGUUAGUGGACAUAACGGCGAGUGCGCACGUGGAACACAGUCAUGGUCAUGGCCAUGGCGGUGAAGAGAAGCAGAUUGGGGAUUAUACUCCGGUUGGGACACAGGAGGAAAUUGUGGGAAAGAAGGUGGGAGAAUUGUCCAAAGCUGAGUUGGCUGAGAAAGGAGGAGAGGAAUAUUUGGUGAAGCUAAAGCAGAGAUUGGUUUCACAGGUUUUGGAGAUUGGGAUUAUAUUUCACUCAGUGAUAAUUGGGGUAACAAUGGGUAUGUCGCAGAAUCAGUGCACCAUCAGGCCUCUUGUUGCUGCUCUUGCGUUUCACCAGAUCUUCGAAGGGAUGGGCCUCGGUGGCUGCAUCGCUCAGGCAGGAUUUAGCUUUGGAACAGUGGCCUACAUGUGCUUCAUGUUUUCAGUAACUACACCAGUAGGUAUAGUGUUAGGGAUGAUUGUUUUUUCAUUGACAGGGUAUGAUGACAGUAAUCCUAAUGCCUUGAUUAUGGAAGGAUUAUUGGGGUCCCUCUCUUCAGGCAUUCUUAUAUACAUGGGUCUUGUUGAUCUCAUAGCUGUUGAUUUUUUCCAUAACAAGUUGAUGAAUUCUACUCCAUGGUUGAAGAAGACAUCUUUCAUUGCUCUAACUCUUGGCUCCACUGCAAUGUCCAUCCUUGCCCUUUGGGCUUGAAGUUUAGUUUAGUUUCUUAGGGACGCAUGUAUUUCAAAAUCUUUAGAAUCAUGCAUGUCCAUACAAACGUGUAAAAGAUCAAAAUACACUGUUCCAUAUCAUCAAGGGAUUAGCAUCGAACUGUUGGACAAUCACAGGGCAUUAUAUCAUUAGUGAGAAUGUAUGCAAGUAAAUAUCAUGUAGAACAGUGUACAACUUGUGUAAGAGCCCUUUUGCAACUAAUAAAAUAUUAGACAAAUGUUCAUCUUCGCUAGAA
Messenger RNA from Hevea brasiliensis (rubber tree), 1513 nucleotides. Its product is annotated as zinc transporter 6, chloroplastic. The transcript is spliced from 2 exons. The record is from RefSeq and is a predicted model, not a curated record. Bases 232 to 1257 code for a protein of 341 amino acids. Gene Ontology annotation, biological process: zinc ion transmembrane transport. Gene Ontology annotation, molecular function: zinc ion transmembrane transporter activity. NCBI's taxonomy places the organism in Eukaryota, Viridiplantae, Streptophyta, Magnoliopsida, Malpighiales, Euphorbiaceae. Gene Ontology annotation, cellular component: plasma membrane.